Molecule: messenger RNA, 516 nt
Organism: Dibothriocephalus latus
Lineage: Eukaryota; Metazoa; Platyhelminthes; Cestoda; Diphyllobothriidea; Diphyllobothriidae
Source: the annotation of a GenBank genome assembly
AUGACCAUUCAUAGACCACCAAAUCAAUCUUCCGAGGUUGAUGAGGGCAUGUUUUUUUUCAUGAAUGGACCGGUCCAAAACAAAAAGGCUCUGAUAGCUGGAGAUUUUGACAUACCAGUGGUCGACUGGGAUGAGCUAUCAGUAAAUGGAUCGCGCGAUUCCUUUAGCUCCAGUCUAUUAAAGCUAACGGUGAAUCUGCAUCUCUUCCAAAAUUUUGCAUUACCAACACGAAUCGAAGAGGCACAAACAGCGAACUGUGUAGACCUCGUGCUUUCGAUGAAUCCAAUUGAUGCAAAUGAACUCAGGUCAAUCGCACCGCUUGGCAAGAGCGAGCAUGCGAUUCUUCUGUGGGAAUACGAAGUAAACAGCAAGCAAACCAAGAAUACGGAAGUUCGGCUAAAUUAUUGGCACGGAAAAUUCCCCGCGAUGGAGGAUUCUCAGGAAGGAUAUGAAGGACGUUAUGCAUCGCGACCCUCCGCCGAAAAAAGUACAACAGCGAGCCGACACACUUGGUAA